Molecule: messenger RNA, 1899 nt
Organism: Aphanomyces astaci
Lineage: Eukaryota; Oomycota; Saprolegniomycetes; Saprolegniales; Verrucalvaceae
Exons: 2
Coding region: 18-1859 (613 amino acids)
Source: RefSeq, a predicted model, not a curated record
CUCCCUCGGUGUGGGUCAUGAAGACGGUUUCUGCGCUUGUGUUGGGUCUGGGUGCGUCCGCCGUGAUGGCGUUGGACCGGCCUCUGUAUGGCCUUGACUAUGACACACGUACGAGUGAAUGGGGUGGCUGCAAGAGCUACGACACGUUCGUCGCCGACUUCAAGGUCGUGAGCUCGUUGACGACCCACCUUCGUAUCUACACAACCACGGACGGAUGUAUCCAGCGCCUGCUUGACGCCGCCGCCAAGACCAACAUCAAGAUUUGGUUGGGUCUGUGGGGUAACGUCGACGUCGGCGAUGCAUUCCCAAGCGAGUUCAAGACUCUCCAGAAGCUUGUCAAGGAGAACCGCGUCCGCAACGACAACGUGCUGGGCAUCCACGUGUCGAGCGAAGCGCUGUUCCGUCACCACCACACCACGGACUGGAGCAACCGCACCGGCGUCAACAAGCUCAUCGGGUACCUCAACCAAACGCGCGCCUUUCUCCGCGCCAGCAACCUCAACAUCCCCGUGACCAUCGCAGACGUUGUCGACACAUACCGCGCCGCGCCCGAGCUGUACGACGUCGUGGACGUUGUGUCUGUAAACCAGUUCUCGCAGUGGGAAGGCGUGCUGGCCAAGGACGGCGUGAACGUUCUCUUUGAGCGCGUCGCGGACGUCGUGCUCGAGUCCCGCAAGCGCGGCAAGUCGGUCUUGUUUUCUGAAACCGGAUGGAGUUCCGGUGGGAAUGUGUCGGCCAUCAAGGAGUCGACCCCGGCGUCGUCUGCUCGGUUCCUCAACGACUUUAUGCGGUACACGGAGCAACAGAACAUUGCGUACUACUACUUUACCGCGUUCAACUUGGCGUGGGGCGAAACCGAGUUUGCCAAAGUCGAGCGCAACUUUGGCCUGUUUGACGAGAAGCGCGUAAUCAACCCACAUGUGAAGAACGUCACGCUGGGCAAGUACCACAAGCCCGUGCGUAUCUGGCACGACGGCAAGGUGGUCAAGGCGGAUGGUCACUACUCGGGGUCGUUCGGGCGGCUGUCGCUGGGCGCGCCGGCAAAGGGCCUCACGGACACGCUCGACCGCGAAAUCUGGUUCUUUGACCAAGAUCUUCUCACGUUUCGGUCGCGGAGCACCAACCAGUGUCUCGACACGUACGCUGACGCCGACGGCAACUCGCAAGUGCACGUGUACUGGUGCGACGGCUCCAACUACAACCAAAAGUGGCGAUUCCGUGGCGACGGCACGUUCCAAGUCGUGUCCAAGGCCAACCCGAUCGUCGGCGGCGCCGCCACCGUCGACGCCAAGCUCGGCAAAGGCGCGAACCGCACUAACGACGACGUGACGGUGCCCGUGGGUGUGCUGUACGCGUCCAGCUUGGCCGCGCACGGCCGCUGCCUCCGCGCCGUCGGCGACGACAUCGCCAUGAUGAACUGCCAAAAGGACGCCGCCAACAAGUUCACGGUGCGCCCGCUGGACACGGAAGAAGUACACAUCGUGUCUGCCGAUGCCCAGUGGAAGCUCACAGAAGACUAUGGCCGCGUGACGGUGAGCACCAAGUCCACCGCGGGCGCCGACGCCGACGCCCAAGUGUGGUUCUAUGACCCGCUCCUCCAGCGCAUCCGCAACAAAGCCAACGGCAGGUCCUGCCUCGACUUGGUUGACGACAAGAUCCACGGGCUGGUGCAAGGCCGUGUGUGUGAUCAUACGCCGAGCCAGUCGUGGUCGUACAAUGAUCUGACUGGACAGGUGCAGCACCUGGGCAAAGUCGGACUCUGUCUCAACGCUGAAACGGACGGCCAGGACCUGCAUGUCGUCUUCUGCGACGUGGCCGAAGCGUCUCAGAAGUGGACGUUUGACUUGGUCAACCAGUAAAAACUAACUAUAUAACGUUACAGUCAGUACACAUUCCCCG